AUGCAACAUCUGCUCCCUCUGCCCCAACCUGGACUCUUCCAUUUGAAAGACACCAACCACUGCACCUCCAGCCACGACUCCGUGAAGCUCAUCAAGUUCGCGGACGACACCACCCUCAUUGGACUCAUCUCCAACAACGAUGAGUUCGCCUACAGGAGGGAGGUGGACCGGCUGGUCAUUACUGAGUACCCUAGUAAAACUGUUCUCAAGGUUUCCUCCCCUUCCGAAGCUGGGAUCAUUCAAAACAUCACUAAUAAACAAUCAUCGGCGCUGGCUUGUCCCUAUACCGCUGAUUGGAGCCCCUAUCGGGACUCACCCGAUGUCAACGCCGCCUUUGGAGUGGAUCAGUCCCCGGAGACGCAGAGCUAG
Molecule: messenger RNA, 369 nt
Organism: Knipowitschia caucasica
Lineage: Eukaryota; Metazoa; Chordata; Actinopteri; Gobiiformes; Gobiidae
Source: the annotation of a GenBank genome assembly